GUCGCCGUAACGUUUUUUUUUGUAAAAUGAUCGGAUAAUAUAUCCACUAUGAGUUCAUCCCCAGCCAUCGAGGCUACCCCUACCGCAACCCCUACCGCUACCCCAUCCUCCCCCGCGUUGAAGGCGCCCGACUACCAUUUCCAGACGUCAACGCCGAAUUAUUACAAGAAACAACAUCAACCCCUGAGCGUGGUAUUAUCAGCAACAGCCCCGUCGACGCCCCCUACUUACGGAGAACCGACGCUCACGCCGCCCCCGCGGUCCCCAGGCGCCCCGCUAGCGACUCCGGCCUCUGGUGACGGGAGGGCUCACCCUCCAGACGGAACAUCCUCAGAUAAGUCGUCAGAAACAGCUGUGGGGGGAGUAUCGCGCACGGCAAGCACAGCGCUCUCGCGUAAAGAGAGUUACAAGGCUCAAAGGCAGCACUACAGGAAGGAGAAGAAGAGAGCUGCCUCCGCCCUCCUGCACUCCAUAGAGGAUCCAUCGGUCGUUGUGCUCUCUGAUUGGUUGAAGGUUCGUGGAUCGCUGAAGUCAUGGACGAAAUUGUGGUGCGUCUUGAAGCCUGGUCUGUUGCUGCUCUACAAGAGCCCCAAAGCUAAAAGAAGUCACUGGGUUGGAACUGUUCUGCUGACGUCCUGUCAGGUUAUAGAAAGACCCAGUAAGAAGGACGGCUUCUGUUUCAAACUCUACCAUCCCCUUGAACAGAGCAUCUGGGCUCCGAGGGGUCCUCAUAAUGAAACUAUAGGUGCCGUGGUCCAGCCCCUCCCCACGGCGCAUCUCAUCUUCAGAGCGCCCUCCCAAGCAGCUGGUCACUGUUGGUUGGAUGGACUGGAACUCGCGUUGAGAUGCAGCAAUGCUAUGCUCAGAUGUUCCCGGUCGAAACCGGAACAGGCCGUGGAAGAUGCUCCCGCUUCACAGACGAACAUCUCCCACGAGGAGCUGGAGAAGCAUUUCAAUGAACAUGAAUUAGCAGGUGCAGCGUCAGACACGGACAGCGAGGGUUCGAGACCAGGGAUGCAAGACAGCCAGAAUACGGACGACCAGGGGCUCAAGAAGGAAGACAUCAUCGCUAGGAUAGAGAGCUUCUACGUUGAAGAUCCGGAUAUUGAAAUUGGAGUGGCAGGUGAGCUGGUUGAAGAAGUAGCCGAGGAAAACAAAUCGUUACUAUGGUUCCUCUUGAAGCAAGUGAGACCCGGAAUGGAUCUGUCGAAAGUGGUUCUCCCGACGUUCAUUUUGGAACCCAGAUCCUUCCUCGAUAAGCUAUCUGAUAAUUAUUAUCACGCGGACUUGUUGGCACAAGCGCAAUCCUUAGAAGAUCCAUACCAAAGAUUUAAAGGGGUACUAAGAUGGUAUCUGUCUGGGCUUUACCGGAAACCGAAAGGUUUGAAGAAGCCCUACAACCCAGUUCUGGGUGAGACGUUCAGGUGUUGCUGGCGACACAGGAACAAUGAAACAUACACUUAUUACGUUUCUGAACAGGUAUCCCACCACCCACCGGUCUCAGCUUUUUAUAUAUCCAAUAGGAAGGAGGGUUUCGUCAUAGAGGGCAGUCUCCUGGCGAGGUCUAAGUUUUAUGGUAAUUCAACGUCGGCCAUUUUGGAAGGCUGCGCGCGGAUACAUCUCCUAAACUGGGGGGAGACGUACAUAACUACAGCUCCGUACGCGCAUUGCAAGGGUAUCGUGAUUGGAACCCUGAGCAUGGAACUCGGGGGCAAGAUACAUAUAAUAUGUCAAGAAACGGGAUACCAGGCGGACGUCGAGUUCAAAUUGAGGUCUUUCCUCGGCGGUGCUGAUCAGACGAACGCCAUAUCGGGUAGAAUAAAACGCGGGAAAGAUACCGUCGCGACGGUCGAGGGUUACUGGGAUGGAAAGAUCGACAUUAAGGAUAAGAAAACAGGGGAAGAAUCGAACCUUCUCGACGUUGGGAUAUUGAAGGAGCAAAGGUUGCCGAGAUUUCUCGUCAAGAUAGACAGACAGCAGGAGUGGGAGUCGCAGAGACUCUGGAUUAAGGUCUCCGAGGCGAUCCAUAAUGAAGACCAGGUGGUGGCUACAGAACAGAAGACAAUAAUAGAGGAGGCACAGCGUGCUAGGGCGAGAAGUCUUCUAGCGCCGUGGAUACCGAGACUGUUCCACCGGGACUCUAGAAGCAGUCCACCAGAAGGUAUAACAGACCAGUGCUGGAAAUAUAACCAUUCGAACACGAGUCCAUGGCAACCAGAAGAAUUGAUUGAAUACGAAGAUGACUUCAUAAUAACGUCGAUCAAGAACAUACCGAUGCGAGGGCCGCCCGAAGCGAGGAUACGGGAACUGGCUCCGAGGACCGACUCGGACAGCCACGACGACCUGGCGAGAAGGUCGAAGACAUCCACACGAACAUUAAAACAGACUCUGUACGCAAUCGACACGUCGUUGCGCGAACAGAGCAUCGCGUUGGAGCGUUUGACGAAGAACGUAGAGUCGUUGACCGAGAGCCAGCGAACCGCGACGUACCGCCCGCAGAGCGUAGGCAGGGUCCCCACGUCGAGCCAUUCCUGGGACCUGUUCGGGGGCUUCGUGCUAGCGAUGGUGUUGCAAGCCUUGUUAAACUGGAUAUUCUACCAAAAAGACUGAGUGUUGCCACUUAAAAAUAAUAAUACAUCGACCAAAUUUAGUUUAUUGAACUGUCUUUCUGUCUGUCGUUUAAAUUGAAUUUAAUGCAUGCUUAUUAUUGCAACAUUACUAUGUUUAAAUAUAUAUAUAUUAUAUAAUUGAUAAUAUUUUCGUUUAAAUCGUCGUAACUCGGGAUAAGGCAGUCUAUUC
Messenger RNA from Vanessa tameamea, 2799 nucleotides. It is a transcript of the gene Orp8, whose product is annotated as Oxysterol-binding protein-related protein 8. Gene Ontology annotation, molecular function: cholesterol binding. Gene Ontology annotation, cellular component: membrane; intracellular membrane-bounded organelle; cytosol. The record is from RefSeq and is a predicted model, not a curated record. Bases 49 to 2610 code for a protein of 853 amino acids. The transcript has 20 exons. Lineage: Eukaryota; Metazoa; Arthropoda; Insecta; Lepidoptera; Nymphalidae.